AUGCCACCAGGGCUGUCAGACCUAGUUAUAGACACCCAAAUUCGCGUGGAUUUUCAUCAAACACUCCAUCAAACCACUCACCACCGGUUUACCUUCGAGUGGGUCACUUUGCCGGGAAGGUAUACCCGCCGUCGCGAGAGAGAAGAUGUUUGGAUAAAGGGCAAGCUACUGGGGCGUGGCUCCUAUGGCAAUGUGUAUCUGCACCAGUGUUCGACAGGCGAUGGGGGUGGGACUAAAUACCAGGCCGUCAAAACGAUUGACAAGGCCCAAAUGGCCGCUCACAGGAUUAACUACCACAAAGAGGUAGAGGCCAUCGCCAAGUUCUCGCAGCAAAAGUACCACGGGCUGUUCGUCGAGUUCUUGGGAUGGUACGAAAAUGAUACAUCGUUGUUCAUUGCCAUGGAAUAUAUUGAGCAUGGGGAUCUCAGCUCCCAUCUAAAACAACCACUACCCGAAGAGGAGGCCAGGUCAAUCACAUUCCAGUUGGUAGAGGGGCUCAUGUUUCUCCACGCCAAUGCUUUUGUGCAUAGAGAUGUCAAGCCAAAGAACAUCUUUGUGAUUCAAAUCGGCCCUGAAUGGCGUGUCAAGCUCGGGGACUUCGGUAUAAGCAAGCGCAUGAGCGAGGACUCCAGCAUCUGUAGUUUGGUUGGAACGAGGCCAUUUAUGGCACCUGAGAUGCAGGGGUUCCUGCCUCCAGAAGAAGAGGAAGGGAGUCUAGCCUGGCGCUUUACAGAAAGCAUUGAUAUGUGGUCCCUCGGUGUGACCACAUACUUCCUACUGUUUCACGAGUACCCUUUCUCGCUAGAGGAGAUAAUUAAGCUCAGACGAUACGUUGAAGGAAGCGAUUUCCCGUUUCCGGGGGCGAUAACUCCGUCUUUGAGUUUGGGGUGUCGUCAGUUUCUCGAAGCAGUGAUGGGACGAAAUCCUCGAUACAGAAUGUCUUCCAAGGGAGCCCUGGAAAGUGAAUGGCUGAGCCAAAUAUAUGCGGACCAUCCCGAGGAGAUACCGUUUUUGGACGUCGAGACUCAUGACAGCUCUCAGCACAUACCCCCCAUACCCGACCAGGAGAUCCUUUCAGCCCUUUUCCAGUGUGAGCCCGGAUCAAUCCAACCUCUCGGUGAAUCGGUUGUUCUCGCAAGCCUGGCUCAGGAUGUAGCUCAUAACACAUCUUCGACAAUUGAUGAAGACACACCUCUAGUUCCUCCUCAGCAUGAAAUCGAAGACCCCAGCCCUCCCUAUGAGAUGAGCUGGGAUGGCACUCACUACGCACCUCUAUCACCCAAUCAAGAUAAUACCUCGGUUUCUUCCGAAUAUGAACCCGAAGAUAUCAAACCUGCUGUGGCUAGCUCGACUAGUGAGGAGACUCCAUACGCAACUCCCAUAUCCAACCGUGAAAAUGGUGUAUCUGUAGCCUUCAACAAUGGGGAGCUGAUGAAUACAAACCUAGAUAUGCUUCUCGCCCCCAAAACCUUGGAGCCUCCACAAAAUGAUCUCACAAUACGAUCAAAGAUACUCCAUAUUAAUCCACCUGGUGCUGACAACUGCGAUUCCGAGGAACCUGUCAGUCAUGAGAGUGUCGAGGAGGUCCAACCGGAAGCUUGCGGCGCAGGCUCAACGGCCGAUUCGACCACUGUGGAGGCUAAAAGCCCAGAAGUGGCGUUUGUUUUACCGUCGCCUCGAAGUGGAGAUCAGACCCCGGAAAAAAGUUUGUUCCCAAAUGGGACAAGGAAUGCAAUAUCCUUUGGUACCCGAUUGAAAUAUGAUUUGAAAUCUAAGUCGUGGACAGCUUCUGAGGAUAUUGUUGUUUCUCCGGACGAGAGUCACACUGGGAAUUCCAACAAUGAGGAGCAAAAGGCUUUCUCUACAGCGGCUUCUCCAUCUCGCUCUCUCAUCACAGAAAGUGAAGCUGCAGAUCUGCAGUCGAUUAUCGCGGGCCUAUCUCAUCUCUUUGGCGAAGAGGAGUGGUUAAAUGACGAAAAACCACAUUGGAUAAAACAAUACGAAAAAGCCGCGGAGUUGCUUGAGGAUAACUUCACAGUCCAGAGGGAUGCCCUUGGAAUGACGAACGAAGCAACACUGAAAACAGCCUAUCAUGUCGCACAAGUCUGUUCUCGAUUGAGCAGAUUGGAGAAGGCAUCUGUAUUUUUUAAAUACUCAGCCAAAUGGCAGCAUGAAACUCUUGGGCCAUAUCAUCCUGACACCCUCCUAUCCUUACAUGGAUUUGGCUGUGCAGAGAUUAAACGGGGCAAUUCAAAAGAGGCCGAAGCAAUUCUCAGAAAAACACUCAAUGCCCAACAAGCGGUUUUGGGACCCAAACACGACAAUACCAUUCAUACAAGUUAUGACUUUGCCCAACUACUCUUUUCCCAAGAGAAAUGGGCGGAGGCACGGUUUCACUUUCAGUCUGUUAUAACUCAACGACGAGGCACAGCCGGAGAAGCGACAAAAGUUAUGACCAGAUGUUUGGGUCGAAGCGGCUUUGCUUCGUUCGAACUCAAAGAGUACGACCUGGCAGUGGGAUUCUUGACAGAAGUACUGGACACCUUGAAAAAGUCUCCUAAAUUCUCCCGCAAAUACAACAUCCAAGUAGCCUCUGUACUGGGCGAAUCUCUCUACUACCUGGGACAAUACCCCGAGGCGAGAGCUAUCCUUGAAGAAGCUGUUUCGAUCAGUAAAUACUUGGGAGUGACAGGGCACCACGAUUUGAACCCCUUAAACCUGCUUGCUAAAUGCCUAUUUCAAAUGGAAGAUUACAGCAGCGCGGCAAUUGUCUGUGAAAAUCUAGCCGAGGAGCAGAAAAUAAUCUUUGGCCCGACACACCAGGAGACAUUAAAAUCUUUGUACAACAUGGGGAUAGCAUACGAAAAGAUGGGAGAGCACGAGGACGCAGACGCAGUGCUCACGAACGUCCAAAGACUUGGAUUAGAGGAUUCUGGGUCUGGAAUUGCUGUUGGUUUGCGCGCCAGUCACAACCUCGGCCUCAUGCAAUAUAAUAUGAAGAAUUACGAACUAGCUCAAAAGCACUUUGAGCUCGCGGCAACUAAACGGGCCAGAUUAUACGGCUCCACAGAUGAAGAGGCUCUGGAUAGUCGCUUUUGGAAUUGUCGUGCGCUGAUCGAGAUGCAGAAAUAUGUUGCCGCCGAAGCUAAUUGCUGCCAGGCUUUGGAUUAUGAGACCGAGGCUUAUGGAAAUCCUCUGGACCACACGCUGGAGAACCUUGAACAGCUUGUAGUCGCAUUUUCCGAGAGAUCUUUACUUGAAAAGGCGGCUUUCCUGGGUGAAUUGUUGGUGCAGAGAAGGAAGGAGAAGAACGGAGAGAUGGACUCAACCACUCUCAAAGCAGAGGAGCUACUCAGAGAUAUCCGUCUCUCUAUGAAGAGAAAGGAGGAAGAGUUGGAAGCGGAACAGGAGAAGGUGAACCAGAGGGCGCGACAAAGAGAGCAAUUGCGACAAUCUGAACUGGAGAAGUUAAAGGAAUUGCAAAUGGAAUUGACGAUGAAGGAGCAGAAGAGUCGAGGCUCGGCAUGGCCGAAGUCUUUGAGGGCGAAGAUAAAGGCCAUGAUGGAUGAUUAG
Penicillium waksmanii is the source of this 3573-nucleotide messenger RNA. RefSeq lists its product as uncharacterized. Gene Ontology annotation, molecular function: protein serine/threonine kinase activity; ATP binding; protein binding. Lineage: Eukaryota; Fungi; Ascomycota; Eurotiomycetes; Eurotiales; Aspergillaceae. Bases 1 to 3573 code for a protein of 1190 amino acids. Gene Ontology annotation, cellular component: autophagosome; cytoplasm. The transcript is spliced from 3 exons. The record is from RefSeq and is a predicted model, not a curated record. Gene Ontology annotation, biological process: autophagosome organization; protein autophosphorylation; peptidyl-serine phosphorylation.